Molecule: messenger RNA, 2388 nt
Organism: Rhineura floridana
Lineage: Eukaryota; Metazoa; Chordata; Lepidosauria; Squamata; Rhineuridae
Exons: 2
Coding region: 676-2220 (514 amino acids)
Source: RefSeq, a predicted model, not a curated record
UGUUCUCUGGCGUUGUAUCCAUAAGGAAUUCACUUUUACUCCUUUUUUCUGUUUUUAAAAUUUGCAAAAGUUUAAUCUGCAAGAGCCUCGUCCGAAGCUUACAGCUCAAAUGGUUCUGACGAGGAAGAUGCACAGAGAUCUCGGCCUUUCCCUAACUGAGGAUACUAGCCUGUCUUCCAGGCCGCCCUGUGGGAUGAUUCAUCAACCCAAAAUUACUUCAUUUUUCAUCGGAAGAACAAAGAUACUAAGACUCCACCCACGCUGGGAAAUAAUAAUUUAUGCGCCAACGGUAGUGUCCCUUUUAGCGCUCCUCCUUCUUGUUCUGAUUCUUGUUCACUUGCCAAGGAGAUCUUAGAUUGGUCCAUUGACCUGAAAAGGAAUUUUAUAUCGGACAUAAUCCAGCCUUCCUCACGGUCCCUGGCGCAGGAAUUAGAUCAGACCAUCUCUCCACCCAGUGAAUCUACAGCUUCCGUCUCGACAUUGUUAAACAAUAAAGCGACUUUGGCUCCAUCAACUCCCUCGUUGCUUGAGCUGUCUUUUAGGAUCUCUGACCAUAGGUCCCCUGAUUUACAUCUGUUGGACAGUUUACAGACUGAACCUCGAGGUGGGAACCUUCCACAGCUGGAUGCUUUGUCUGCUUUGCCGCGAGACAUCUUGUGCAUUAAAAUUUUUAUUAUGGAAGCUAAUAGUCUGCUUACCACCCUGACUGAGGAAUUUAAAAAGUUGCAUUCUCAAUUCACAGCUGUCCUGCUUAUUCCUCCACCCUCAUGUCCAAAGGUUGGCCACCUUACUCAUGGGAUACGUAAACGACGACCUAGGCGGAAAACCCUCAUUCUGGGAAAGAAGUCAAAAAACGUCACAAAUUAUAAACAGCCAAGGACUCAGAAAAUGAACUUUGUCAAAUUAUUUAAAAUACUGGACUCAAUACUAAAAUCUAGAAUACCCCAAAGAGCUGUUGUUUCACAGCGGGGACAUCCUAGCACUACAUCUAACUGCCCCCAGAAUAUUCUCCCUGCUUUGGCGCCUCCCAGUGUUUUGUGCCCCCGGAUGGAGUCCCUUGUAACACCUAGGACUGUUCUCCCGAUGGCCAUCGUCUCCGCCAAAGCUGAAAGUAAAGAUAAUCAUUGGAAUCUAACUUAUAGCCGGAAUAAAAUUGUUCUUUUAAACUGUCCCAGACUCAACUCCCGGGAGCAUCAGCCUCAACGGAAACGUCAUAUCCUUGCGCUUUUCCAUGCGAUGUCUAUGAGGCAGAUAAAGGAGUCUGACGUCUAUAAAGUUGAUUAUCUAACUAAUACCUUUCUGGGCUCAAGGAUCCUUCUCACCCUUAGUGGCCCGGAUAAAGUCCGUUUUAUAAGUCUGAAUAGGCUUAGAAUGCUUUCCAAGGGAAUUUAUCUUCAAAGGCACUUCCAGAAUACCGCAGUCCCGCAUUCACUUGUUCCAGCUCUGAAGUCCCCCCUGGAUCCUCGUUUUGCAGAUAAGGCUGUCCAUGAUACAUAUUUGAUCCCAUCAAAUGGCCCAUCCUCUGCCACCUAUACUCUGUGCCCGACGCUCAAACAAGAUCCCUUUUCUAUUCAGCAGUCUACACCUGAGAAGGUUCCUCUAAUGACUCCGUCGGCACCCAGUCACCGCCCUCCUCCUCCUCCCUCACCCAAGUCAGCUACCUGCUCAAAUUCUUCUUGUGGUUUGAGGGCUGGCCAAUCGACUGAAGCUUUCUCUUUCCUUAUAGACGAGGAGAGGGAGCUUUUCACGAAGUUUGCUACCCUCCCGGCCCCCAUGCAAUGGGAUAUAAUUGGGAGGCUACGACAUCUUGCCCGUUGCCUCGAACUUAAGAUUCUGCGCUCAGAAGUCCCGAUUCUUGUAACUCUGGAACCCCAGAGGGACCUACCUAGUAGAAGCUCCUCUCAGCCCAUUUCCAGUUUUUUGGCUUCCACAGAAUUAGGCCCUACACCAGCUUCUGCCCUACAAGUUAAUUUGCCAACAACCACCAGGGAGUAUUUGAACACUCAUACUUCCCCAUCUUGGAUGGAUUUGAGACUGCUGGAAAGCGCAGAAUUAGCCCCCCCAUCGAAAUGUCUUCCCAUGGCUCCGCUGCCCUAUUUGUCUGCUCCUAUCUCAAAUGUUAGUAGGUCAGCUUUCCUGUGCGAGAAAAUUGAUUGCUCUGAUGACUUUCAAAUGCUGACCUCGCCUCGGAACAACGCGACUAUCUCGCCUUCUCCUUGACUUCCAUCUCGGCGGUUGUUUCCAAACCAGUUGCCUCUCAAGGUCACUUCAUGGAAUGUGGUGGGCUGGCAUAAUAAACUCCCAGAUAUUUCUUUUAAGGAAUUUUGCUUGCAAUCGCAGAUAUUAUGUUUUCAGGAAACCUGGGUUACCUCCCAGUUCUGUCCUUCU